AGUGAUAAAAAAAAAAGAAAUUAUAAAGUCAAAUCACUAAUCAGCAUUUGUCAAUUGCUGCAAUCUUAAGUUUAAUGAUGAAUAUUGAGUUAUCGAAAAAGAACUUGUUCUCGAAUCGAUAAAAAUUAAAUUUAAAGUAUCAUGUAGAAUUCUACAAGUAUUUGUGCCGUAUCGUCACAAUGAAUACAAUAUAGUACACGAUUUAACUUGCAGUUUUUCAGUACUUCGAUCGAAUGAAAAACUGUUCUAGUCAAAUAUGAAUUUUACAAAUAGACUGAUUUGGUUCCUACAGAUUUCAGAUUUACAUCUUAGCAUUUUUCAUGAUUGGGAACGAGUAACCGAGUUCAAAGAAUUUUGUGAAUUAACUUUGGAUACCAUUAAGCCUGUAGCUGUAUUAGCAAGUGGAGAUCUAACUGAUGCAAAAAAAAAAGAUGGUAUUGGAUCAACACAGUAUGAAGGAGAAUGGUUAGCGUACCACAAUGUAUUGACAUCUGGGAAAGUAUCUGAAAAAACUAAAUGGUUGGAUAUUCGUGGAAAUCAUGAUAGUUUUGAUGUAAACAAUUUAGAUUCUCCAAAAAAUUUUUACCGUAAAUAUUCUGAACAAGGCCAGUCUCACCCUCGAUCGUACAAAUACAAAGUUACAAAUCAUGCCGGAAUGAGUCUUAAUAUGAUUGCGGUUGAUGCCUGCUUGGAUCCUGGACCAAAAAGACCAUUUAAUUUUAUUGGAAACUUGGACGAAUAUGAAAUACUUCAAUUGCAAUCUUUAGCAAAUAAUACCAAAGAUCCUAUUGUUUGGUUUGGUCACUAUCCAACUUCAUGCAUACUUACAACAGGAAGUAAAACUGUAAGGUUAAUUAUAGGUGAAAAUCCAAUGUCUAUUGUAUACUUAUGUGGCCAUUUACAUACAUUAGGUGGUUUGGUGCCACAAAUGUAUACAAUGCAAAAUGAAGGAUUUGCAGAGUUAGAAUUAGCUGAUUGGAAAGAUGGUAGAAUGUUUCGAUUAUUAGCAUUUGAUCAAGGUUCAUUUGCAUUUAUUGACAUACGCCAUGGUCAAUGGCCAAUUAUAUUAGUCACUAAUCCAAAAACACCAUGGCUUACUAUACGAGAUAUGGAAACUGAAGAAGAUCGAAAGGCAAAUAUUAAAUAUAUAAGAAUAUUAACUUUUUCGGUUGAUCCUAUUAAACAUGUAUUAAUACAAAUUGAUAUGGAAUAUAAAUGGAGAAAUUGUAGUAAUGUGGAGGGUAGUCCUCUUUAUAUAACUGAAUGGGAUAAUAAUGCAUAUUCAAGUGGAUUGCAUACAUUAAAGGUUAGAGUGGAAGAUAUUCAAGGGCGUAAACAUGAAAUUAACCAUCCUUUUUCUUUAGACAAUUCUAAACCAGCACUAAAAUUAUUUUCACAAUGGCCACUUAGUGUUUAUUUUCCUGAUGUGUUACUUCUGAUGUUUGUGAUUGCAUCUUUGGCUAAUCUGUUGCCGCUUAUAAUUUAUCGAUUUAUUAGCAAAUGCACAAAGUGUAGAAUCAGCUAUAAUACAAAAUUGUCACCGAUCAUGAGAUACUCAAGAAAAAUGAUUUUAUUGUCAAGUGUGAAUCGUAUAUUUUACACGUUGCUUUUAUUUUACAUUUAUUUGUGUUUAGGUCCUUGGGCUGUUGGAGAACUUGUAACUGACUUUAUAGGUUGGGUUUUUCCUUGGGGUAUAUAUGUCAAGGGAAAACUUAUAAAGGAUUCUUUUAUAUAUGCAUAUGGUUUUGGACAAAUUUUAACUUUUCAAUUGCCUCUUAAUUUUAUACUUGGUCACCGACUUGAUAAAAGAAUGCAAUCAUUGCCAAAUAUCCAGUACACUUUAGUUACCUCACCAUAUAUUUAUGUGGAUAUGAUUUUUUUCUUUCUUAUAAUUUGGCAAAUUGUGUGUUGUCUAUGGUUUUUUGGAGCAUAUGGUUGGAUAGCUACUAUAUUUGGCCCAUUAAAAACAUGGUCAAUAUUUAUUGCACUUUGGCUUUGGAAUGAAACACGAAGAAUUACUACAAAUGAGAUACGAUAUGCAACAGGAGUAAUGGAAAAACUAAAUACAAAUUAAAAAUUGUAUAAUUGUUUAUUUCACAAUUUCGUAAAAAUACAUUAUUGUUAAUAGAAUAUUGUUGAUGUCCUAUAUUGACAUUAGUCAACAUUAUUUAAUGAUCUUUAUAAUUUAAUUUACUACUAAUUAUAUAAAU
Messenger RNA from Melanaphis sacchari, 2210 nucleotides. RefSeq names its product transmembrane protein 62-like. The transcript is spliced from 14 exons. The record is from RefSeq and is a predicted model, not a curated record. Gene Ontology annotation, molecular function: hydrolase activity. Bases 257 to 2074 code for a protein of 605 amino acids. Lineage: Eukaryota; Metazoa; Arthropoda; Insecta; Hemiptera; Aphididae.